This is a messenger RNA of Rhopalosiphum maidis (corn leaf aphid), 614 nucleotides long. RefSeq names its product U6 snRNA-associated Sm-like protein LSm2. Lineage: Eukaryota; Metazoa; Arthropoda; Insecta; Hemiptera; Aphididae. Gene Ontology annotation, cellular component: U4/U6 x U5 tri-snRNP complex; U6 snRNP; P-body. Gene Ontology annotation, molecular function: RNA binding. The transcript has 4 exons. Gene Ontology annotation, biological process: mRNA splicing, via spliceosome. The record is from RefSeq and is a predicted model, not a curated record. The coding region runs from base 211 to 492 and encodes 93 amino acids.
UCCGUUUAUGUUAUAAUGUAAUGUCGUUUAUUUGUAUUUAUUUAUUAGUUAAACCAGUUGGUUCGACUCGAUACAAAUAGGUACCUUAUUUUAUUCAAUAAAACUCUAAUUAUUGUUGAUAUAUUUGUCGGUGUUAAAUAAUAUAAGUCUGCAUUGUUGUAUUGUCAUUAGCGAUAUCUUAAGAAUAGAAUCGUCUGCUUUACUUCGAAAAUGUUAUUCUACUCAUUUUUUAAAACACUUGUGGGGCAUGAAGUCGUAGUUGAACUUAAGAAUGAUAUGUGUGUCACUGGAAAAUUGCAUUCCGUUGAUCAAUUUUUAAAUAUCAAACUUACAGAAAUCAGUAUCAGUGAUUCAGAAAAAUAUCCAUACAUGAAUUAUGUAUCAGAAUCUUUCAUCAGAGGUUCAGUUGUUCGAUAUGUACAACUUCCAAUUAAUUAUGUUGAUACACAAUUGUUACAAGAUGCUGCUCGCAAGGAAACUAUCAUAAAGUGAUAUAUAAAAUGUUUAACAUUUAAUUUGUCAUCAAAAUUUUGCAUUUAAGAAAUUAAAAAUGAUUUAAUUUAUUUUUAUUUAACUUAAUAAGUACCACUUGAUUCCUAUAAUUUAUUUACAGA